This is a messenger RNA of Sporothrix schenckii 1099-18, 2160 nucleotides long. RefSeq names its product RNA exonuclease Rex3. Gene Ontology annotation, cellular component: nucleus. The transcript has a single exon. Gene Ontology annotation, molecular function: exonuclease activity; nucleic acid binding. The record is from RefSeq and is a predicted model, not a curated record. Bases 1 to 2160 code for a protein of 719 amino acids. NCBI's taxonomy places the organism in Eukaryota, Fungi, Ascomycota, Sordariomycetes, Ophiostomatales, Ophiostomataceae.
AUGGACAUCCCCGAUGGCCUCUUGAGCCACAUCCCAUGCCCAAACGGCGAUGGAUGCAAGACUGUGCGGUGUCUCUUUGGCCAUGCCGGUAGCCAACCGAUUGGCGCACCCACUGCAGGUUUAGAUGGCGCGUCAACAGCCGUAACAUCGGCUGCCGCGUCGACGGGUAAGCACCGCUCAAGCUUUAGCGACGAGAGCAGCCUCGCCGAGAAACGACCGAAAAUUGAGCACAUGGAGAAGACGGUCAACGACAAGCGGUCGACGUCAAGCAGUCUCUCCAAAAGCUCGUCCUCGUCAUGGACCCAGAGAUCAUCCAAAGGCUCUUCAGAAAGCUCGACAAACAGCUUGUUUUCUGUCAGCCCCGUUGUCUCUCACGAUGCCGACCCCUCUCUAUCUGCACUCAAACGGCCCAUCUCACCACCGCCACUAAAGCGGCGACAAAGUCAAGUAGCAAGUGUCGCUGAUACACCCUCGCCGGCCGCCGUCACUGCCACCGCCACCGCCGGCCAAGCCCCUACCUCUGUCACGGCUGCCAAGCCCUCACAGUCUGUGCCUUUGGCACCCUCCAACAACACAACCAGCAGCAAGCCAGUACCACCAGCACAGGAGAAACGGAAGCCAGAAACGCUCAAUCCGCGUUAUGUGGCCAAGGCGCCUGCAAAGCACGAGAUUCGCCUGCGGCUCGUCAAGCUGCUACACCAAGAGUUUUCCCGUCUGAAUAAGCUUCUUCAUGCGUCUGCAGAGCACCCCGAGGAUAGGAAGCACUACUUGCUGAGCCCACAGGGCCUAAUCUGGGCGGCCCUCGAUGUGGAAGAGCACUAUGCCACCACCAAGUCAUCCACAAUCUAUUCGGACACGAUCAAGCACCGCAUCAUGGAGUUCAAGCGGAUGACGGUGGUCCAAUGGGUCAAGGAGCGGAAGGAAACAAAAGAAGCGGCGAGACGAGCCCGCCAAGCCGCAGGUGUAUCGACUCCCGCAGCUGCGCCAGCAGCGUGCGCCAAAACGCCACAUACCACAGAGCCCGCUGCCGCCACGACCGGGACUUCCGCAACGUCCCCACCGCCUCCGAUUGUCACAGGCCUCCCGCCCGACCAGGAACUGGUCCUUCUCCAAAGGCACUUUGUAACCCCGACUGACAAGCUUGGGAACCAGGGUUAUGUUCCGAGCGUGCCCUCCGACGAGGACAUUCAAAAGGCCCGCGACGCCGAGGACGUCUCAAAAGGCUGGGAGCAAUGUGAGCGCUGCACUCGCCGCUUCCAGGUGUUUCCGGGCCGCCGCGAAGACGACGGCGCACUGACGUCAGGCGGCAAGUGUCAAUACCACCCGGGUCGGCUGAACCGUGCGACCCAAGUGUUCAGCUGCUGCAGUGCAUCUGCCUCGGACGGGUCGCCGGGCUGCGAGACGGCGGCCAGCCACGUAUUUAAAGCAAACGACGCAAAACGCCUGGCGUUACUGUGGAAUUUUGUCGAGACACCGGCCAACCCCGACCCCAACGUACCGGUUGACCAGGCCGUCUGUUUUGACUGUGAGAUGGCCUACACGGUGUACGGCAUGGAGGUGGUGCGGUUGACAGCGACGUCGUGGCCGAGCGGCGAGCUGCUGCUAGACAUCCUCGUGCGACCGUAUGGCGCCAUUAUCGACUUCAACUCGCGCUUUUCGGGCGUAUGGCCGGAGGACUUUGCGGCGUCUAUUCCUUAUACGCCUACAGCAGCAGCCGACGCAGCGACGAAGCGCGGCGCGGCAAAUCCCAAGGGAACAGACGAAACGUCAACGAAUCGGCCGCCAAUGCUUAUGGCCUCGUCGCCCGAGGCCGCUCGCACACUUUUCCACGAGAUAAUACGGCCAGAGACGGUGCUCAUUGGGCAUGCACUCGAGAACGACCUCAAGGCCAUGCGGAUGGUGCACCCACGCAUUUCCGACACGGUCCUGCUGUUCCCCCACCCAAAGGGAUUGCCCAUCCGGUAUAGUCUGCGGGUGCUUGCCAAGGAGCACCUCGACCGAGUCGUCCAGGCCGGCGGCCAUCUCACGGGCCAUGACAGCGCCGAAGACGCGCGCGUGGCCGGCGACUUGGUGCGUUUCAAAAUCAAGUCAAAAUGGGACGACCUGCGGCGGCGGCAGAACUGGAAGCUCGUUGACGGGGUGAUGGUGCAAGACAGUUGA